Hydractinia symbiolongicarpus is the source of this 1492-nucleotide messenger RNA. RefSeq lists its product as uncharacterized. NCBI's taxonomy places the organism in Eukaryota, Metazoa, Cnidaria, Hydrozoa, Anthoathecata, Hydractiniidae. The record is from RefSeq and is a predicted model, not a curated record. The transcript is spliced from 3 exons. Bases 62 to 1492 code for a protein of 476 amino acids.
AACUGUGCUGGCUGGGCAAGAGAGAAAGAAAAUAUUUAUAUUUUUGGAGAUUAUAUCGAAGAUGCCUAGUACCUGUUGUGCUGUAGGAUGUACGAAUAGAAAAACUGAGGAAAGUAGCUUACAUUUUUAUCGAAUUCCUCCACCUUCAAAUCCUGAAAGAAGGCAGAAAUGGAUAGCAGCAGUUGGAAGAAAAGAUUGGCACGAACUUCAAAUCAACAAUGCUAGGUUGUGUAGUGAACACUUUAUUUCUGGCAAAAAAUCUGAAAAUAAACUUGAUCCAGAUUAUAUUCCAACACGAUUCUUUCAUUUGGAAUCCAAUGAAAGAACAUUCCAUCAGAAAAAAAAAAGAUUUGAACGUAUCUCUAAACGUCGCGAAGUUAAAGAAUCCACUUCUUCUACUAGCAGCACACUCCAGAAUGAGAAUGAAUUUAUUGAUGCUGUUGAACCUGAUUUUGUUGAUUUUAAAAAUUUAUUUGAACUAGAAAAAAGCAAGACCAAUGACUUAGCUGCUCAACUGGAAAAGAAAAAGAAACUCAAGAAAUUAAAAUCUGAAUCGUUUGGUUAUGAAAGUAUAAAGUCCAAUCCAAAAAAACACCUCUUUUAUACUGGCAUUAUAAGAGACAUAUUUCAAUUGCUUUUCAAGCAUUCGAAGUUACCUAUAAUUUCAAAAAAGUUGCAAUCUGAAGAUCACCUCCUACUGGUUUUGAUGAAGUUGAGACUUGGUAUCAAAAAUAAAGAUUUGGCAUACAGGUUCAAAGUUGCUGAAUCUGUGGUAUCUAAAAUCCUUCGCACAUUGUUGCCUGUUUUUUCAAAGUUUAUGUUGAACAAUUUUUUUUCAUGGCCUGAAAAAGAAGCUCUUCGGAAGAAUUUACCUGAAUGCUUUCGCAAAAAGUAUACCAGAUGUGUGUGUAUUAUCGACUGCACUGAGAUUUUUACAGAACGUCCUUUGGGAUUAAAUGCAAGAGCACAAACAUGGUCUAACUAUAAAAAUCACAACACCAUAAAAUAUCUUGUUGCUUGCUCACCAACUGGAGCUGUCACUUUUAUGUCUGGAGGAUGGGGUGGUCGAGUUUCAGACAAGGAGAUAACCGUAAAAUGUGGGUUUCUUGAUUUGAUUGAACAUGGGGACCAGGUUUUGGCUGAUAGAGGUUUUACUGUUAUGGAGGAAGUAGCUACAAUGGGUGGUAUAUUAGAGAUUCCUUCAUUUACCAAGGGGAAAUCACAGUUGUCAGGUGGAGAGGUUGACCACAGUCGUCAAAUCGCCAAUGUGCGUAUUCACAUUGAAAGAGUUAUAGGGAGAAUGAGAAAAUUUAAUAUCUUGAAUACGCUCAUACCGCUAACUCAAGUUGAUCUACUGGAUGAUAUUAUGGUUUGUGUAGCUGGAUUGGUUAAUUUUCAUGUCACACAAGAGAUUCAGAUUUACUUAGAGAAAAACAAAUGUUUCUACAUAAUAAAGAAUAACACAAUUUUCUUUUACAUGCAACUCGAUUAG